Messenger RNA from Osmia bicornis bicornis, 1152 nucleotides. RefSeq lists its product as uncharacterized. Gene Ontology annotation, molecular function: catalytic activity. Lineage: Eukaryota; Metazoa; Arthropoda; Insecta; Hymenoptera; Megachilidae. The record is from RefSeq and is a predicted model, not a curated record. The transcript has a single exon. The coding region runs from base 1 to 1152 and encodes 383 amino acids.
AUGGGGCAGACAGAUAUAGCCCUCAUACAGGAACCUUGGAUCCACAAGGAACGCGUAGGAGGGCUUAACACGGGGUGUGGCUCACUUCACUAUGAUGCCACAUCCACAAGGCCCAGGGCCUGCAUCUUCGUCAAAAAGGAAAUAGCGGCCCUGAAACUUAAUGAAUUCUGUACAGCUGAUCUUUCAGUGGUUAAGGUCAAACUUAACCUCGGUGGGAACAAGUCAGAGCUGGUGGUAUGCUCGGCGUACCUACCGUAUGACUCCGAGGAACCUCCACCCACGAGGGAACUCAGGGCUCUGAUAGAUCACUGUGCUGUCAAAGGUCUGCACCUGGUGAUAGGUUGCGAUGCUAACUCGCACCACACAGUAUGGGGCAGUACCAAUACCAACGGCAGAGGCACAGCACUGCUAGAGUACCUCGCCACCACGAGCAUGGAGAUCCUAAACAAAGGCUCCGCCCCCACCUUCAUCACCUCCCGUAGACAGGAGGUAAUUGACCUGACCCUGGGCACCACAAAGGUGGCACAGGUUGUCAAACACUGGCAAGUUCGAGACGAAAGCACGCUCUCGGACCACCGCCUAAUUACGUUCAACUUAAUGGGCGACAGAGAAGGCGGCACUGGUGAAGCAUACAGGAACCCAAAGGCCACCAACUGGGCACUCUACAGAGAGGGCCUAGAAGGGAGGCUUAAGGGGCACUGUCAGCGUCCCAGGACCGUAGGCGAAAUUGAGCAAGCGGUGAAGCACUUAAGCUCCGCCGUUACUCAAGCCUACGAGGAUGCCUGCCCUGUCAAAAUUGGAAGUAGUAACAAAAGGGUCCCCUGGUGGAACAAGAAAUUGGACCAAGCCAGAAAGGACACCCGUAGACUACUGUACAAAGCCAUGAAGGCAAAUACGAAGCCAGCCUGGGACAGUUACAAAAGGUCGCAGCAAGCUUACAAAAAGCUAAUAAGAACUAGCAAGAGGUCAGCCUGGAAGACCUUCUGCAAAGAAACCGAAGCUCUACCAGUAGUUGCCAGGUUAAGGAGGGUCUUCUCAACAGGCCCCUCACCGGGGUUGGAUCGUCUCAGACGCCCCGACGGAAGUCUGACGAACAACCACAAAGAGACAUUAGAACACCUCAUCCAGACACAUUUCCCAGAAUUGUAUUGA